This is a messenger RNA of Cuscuta epithymum, 3044 nucleotides long. The record is from the annotation of a GenBank genome assembly. Lineage: Eukaryota; Viridiplantae; Streptophyta; Magnoliopsida; Solanales; Convolvulaceae.
UCCAAAACGGGCUCUUAAGCGCUGAUGAACAGACUCCAACAUUGGUUGGGCGAAGUUUAUCCAGAACAAACAAACAAAACAAAAAAGGAUACUGGUCUUUAUGUGCAAUUUUUUGUACACAUAGGACGGUCAUCGGCAUCAGGAAAACCUCAUGUCAUUGAUUGUGAGAGAUAUCAGUAGAAACAAUUAGUCAGGGAAGCAGGUUAAAGAUCAGCUGCAACAACUCUGAACUGCGAGUCCUCUGACUUUCUUCUUCCUCCUAAGAAACAGCUAACCUUCCCCUUCACAUUCCUCAACUUGAGCAUCUCUCUCGUUAAACGCGUAUUCUACAAUUCUUUUGUUAUCUUCUUCUUCAGUUUCAUCUUUUCUCUGGGCAAUUUCCUUCGUUCCUAUUUUGUUCUUGGGAUUCCUUUAAAGAUUAAUGUUUCCCAUGCAAUGUUAUGAUUAUGCUUUAUUUGAAGCUUUCUUUUUAUUGACAGUCUAAAAAGUCUGCAUGUAAGGAGCAGGUUCAUAUCUGGUAAAGCUCUCACCUUUCUUUCUUCUUCUUCUAUGUUUUUUGCUUUGAACCAAUCUUUAAAUUGAAAUAUUAUCAGUUCAUCUGGAUCUGAUUCAUCACAGAAAACCCAUUUUUUCCCCAACAUUUAAUUAGUUUCUGCAGUUUUCUUUUGUUGGUACAAUUUGAAGGAACGGGAGUAAAUUGUGUAGACCCAAAAUAGUGUAUAUGAAGCACAACAGCCCUUUUUUCUAUUCCAAGCUUUCGGCGUUAAUGGAGGUAUCUUAUUUGUGUGACAAGAUUGCCCCUUGAUGAGGUUCUAAUUUACUCCCACCCAACCCUCACAGGCUUGUCCCAUUGACCUCGUGACAUUGCAUUCAAUAGGAUAAGAAUGAAAUUAAUGCUCUCCCUAGGAUUACUAUUACUCCGUAUUAUUUUCCAUUUCUCCCAUUAUCUAUUUUUGGUUACUAUGGCUCUUCCUGUUCAAAACCAAAAAUGUAUUUCGAAAAUAAAUUAUAUAUGACCUUUAAUGUGUAUUGACUAAAGACUUUAGAGCUAUUUUCAGAUACUGUAGUGAUUAUUAUGAUGUUCAUGAGUUCUAUUUCCUUAAUAUGUAUAUGAAAGUCUAUUUAAAAAUAAUGAAAAUAAGAAAUACUUAUUUCCUAACAUUAGAAAAGUCAGUAAUCUUGAAUUGGCUAUUUGGGGUGGGGGUGGCAUUAAUGAUAUGUGUUGGCAUUGGAUGCCCAGUGAUAAUAAUCUAAUUGUUUUGCCCCUUAGCUUGGGUUGAUAGAAACAUCUGCUGCAAAGGCACUGUGGGGGCAGAGUAUUCACUCACUCUCACUUAUAUACGGAAUACUCUCUUAUUCAUGGUAUUGAAAGUGGUCACAAAGGGUAGUUGAGUGAGAUAUGCAGACUCCAAAACCAAGAAAUCGUACUUCAGACGUACCUCAAAGAAAAAGGUCACCACAAUCAGUGCCUUCAAAAGUUCCUACAAAGAUCUCACCACGAGCCGUUUCCAAUGAUGUUCCUAGAAAAGUUUCUCCGCGAACUUCCUCUCACAAUGCAGCAUCUCAACAAAAGAUUUCGCCAAGGAUUGUCCGCCAGCUUUUGCCAAACACCGCUAGCUCUACCACUUCUUCUCCGCAUUCAAUUUGCAGCAGUAAAAAGCAAAGAAGUCCCAAAGCCAAUGAGCAAGGAAGUCCCAAAGCCAGUGAACUAAGUUCACCCCAUAGUUUAGGGUCAGAGGAGCAUUCAAACAGGCGUAGUGAGUUGGAAUCUCAGAUACUUGAGCUUCAGAAUGAUCUAAAGAAAGUAAAAGAAGAGUUACAUUCCACAGAAGCAUUGAAAGAUCAAGCAAAUCAAGAAGCAGACGACUCAAAAAGACAGCUUUCUCACUUAUCUUCAAAACUGCAAGAAUCUCAGGAGCAAUUGAUGAAACGAACACCCGUCCCCACCUUAGAUGAGUCAAUAGAGCUUCAAAACUUGAAGGAGUCCCUGUCUGAGACUCUAUUGAUUGUGGAGGAAUUGAAAACCCAGCUAAGCAAUUGCAGAGAGUCAGAAGCUAGGGCAGAAUCCCUCAUCAAUGAAAAACACAAAACCUUCGAAUCCGAAAUUGAAACCCUCCAAGAUGCUCUGGACGCAUCCGAAGCAAAAAUCGCCGAAGAACAAACGCGAAGCACUGUAGAGAUCAGAGGCGCUUACGAGUUCGUUGAACAGAUUAUCUCCUCGUCGAACCAGAAAGAGGCCGAACUUAGAGACGAAGUACAGAAACUGAGCAUAGAGAUCGAGGAAUUGAAGGCAAAUCUUAUGGAUAAGGAAACCGAAUUGCAAGGGAUAUGCGAAGAGAACGAAAACCUAGCUCUGAAAUUGGAGAAUAGACGGUCGGGACAGCGGGAAUAUGAACUGGAGAGGGAGGUUAGGUAUCUGAAGGAAAAAUUGACAGAAAUGAAGAUGAUAUAUGAGGAAAAUGGGAGGAGAAGUGAAGGCAUUAUGGAGCAGAUGGAGGUGGUGGAGGCGUACAAUGCGGAAAUGGAAGAGGAGUUGAGAAGGGUGAAGGUGCAGAGUGAGCAAUGGCGGAAGGCUGCAGAAGCUGCGUCUGCAAUGCUUUCAUCCGGCGCCGGGAUGAUCAGCGCCCCUCCUCCUCCUCCUCCUUGUUUUGAAGAAGGAGAUGAAGAUCUGCAGAAGAGGAAAAAUGCAAAUGUGCUCAAGAGAAUUAGCAGCCCGUGGAAGAAGAUACAGAAAUAGCAGCUUCUUGCUGAGUGAGGGUUUUUGAAGUUUUAUGGGAAUUUUAACAAGAUAAGAAUAAAAAUAUGUUGAAAUUUCAAAAUCGGGUACUGUUUAAUUUUUGAAAAAAUUCAGCUAAUAUUACUCAUGCACAAGUGACGGUAGACCUGUCCCGAUUUCCGUUCAUUCUUAUAUUAUUCACUUUUUCAAGUUAAUACCAUCAUAACAUUUUCACUUUAUAACUGUACCACUCACUUUUGUCUCAAUAUUAAGAGAACGGAACCCGGAGGUAGUAUGUUUUAGUAAUAUAUAUUAAUAUAUAUUGUAC